AUGAAUGUCCAAUAUCUGCAACGCCUGUUAGAGCAGCAGACGUUGCACGAAAACUGUGUCGCAUGCUCUCUUUCGCAUGAUCAAUCAAGCGUGAAAAAAACACUUUAUGUCAUAUGUUCAAAUCGACAUUUACAUUAUGAUUCUACUCUUAUGAGCUUCAGUAAAGAUUUUCAGGCACAUAUUGGAAAGUUUUAUAUUCCAAUCAGAGAUAUGGCUAUCUUUGUUGUUUUUACAUUAUUGCUGACACUACUAAUUAGCGAUGUUGCAGGUAAGGAGUCCUAUACAGACCAAACAAUAUCCAAUACAAAAGUUUCGGGGUUACUGUCCAGUACAACAAAGAAACAUGGCUUUUCACUAGAAAGCAUAACUGAUGCCAAAGUAUUUCAAGAAAUCGCCACAAUGAUUGAUUUACAGGCAUAUUAUUUAAAUUCACAACCCCUUCGGAAGAUUAAGAGGACAUAUGAUAAUGGAAAGACCUUGACAUUCUACCAAAUAGAUUCACUGGAUAUUGGGAGUUUUUCAAAUGCAAUAUUUAAAGGUUACCUCCAAUUUUGGUCAAAAAACGAAUUCAAUUUAGUGCUCUCCAUCGACUGUUUCAAACUUUACGAUAUCGUGGAAUUGGUGACACCCCUGUAUAAAAAAGUCCAAAAUGGUUCCAUGCAAGAUUUUUUUAAAGUUUUGGGUGAUUACACGAACGAAAUGGAUAUUUCCCUUCAUUCAAAACCAAAUGGCAAAGAAACAGGAGAACCACAAUUUUAA
Messenger RNA from Hydractinia symbiolongicarpus, 759 nucleotides. RefSeq lists its product as uncharacterized. The record is from RefSeq and is a predicted model, not a curated record. The coding region runs from base 1 to 759 and encodes 252 amino acids. The transcript has 4 exons. Lineage: Eukaryota; Metazoa; Cnidaria; Hydrozoa; Anthoathecata; Hydractiniidae.